AUGUGCUCACUAUACGACCUCAUUCGAGGUCUGAGGAACCAUAAGGGGAAUGAGCGCGAGUACAUCCAGAACUGCCUCAAGGAAUGUCGGUCGGAAAUCCGGAGCGCCGAUAUGGACCUCAAGGCGAUCGCAUUACUCAAGCUCAUUUACCUCGAGAUGGUUGGCCAUGACAUGUCUUGGGCGUCUUUCCAUGUCCUCGAAGUCAUGUCGUCACCCAAGUACCACCAGAAGCGGGUUGGAUAUCUCGGUGCUGCCCAAAGCUUUCGACCCGACACGGAAGUUCUCAUGCUGGCGACGAAUCUUCUUAAGAAGGAUCUGGCGUCCACCUCGAUCCCCAUUAUGUCCCUACCGAUCACGACCCUCCCGCAUAUCAUCACCCCCUCCUUGGCCCUCUCCGUGCAAAGCGAGAUGCUUUCCCGUCUGGGCCACUCGCAUCCGAACGUGCGCAAGAAGACCAUUAUCACACUCUACCGCCUCGCCCUCGUGUACCCAGAGACCCUCCUCGCCGCUUGGCCUAGGAUAAAGGAGCGCCUGAUGGACAAGGAUGAAGACCCUAGCGUUACUGCCGCUAUUGUCAACGUUAUUUGCGAGCUCGGAUGGCGACGGCCUCAUGAUUUUUUGCCCCUUGCGCCCCGGUUAUUCGAACUUCUUGUGGACGGAGGGAAUAAUUGGAUGGCCAUUAAGCUCAUCAAGCUCUUUGCUACUCUCACGCCGUUAGAACCUCGUCUCGUCCGCAAACUGCUUCCUCCCUUGACCGAGAUUAUCCGUACUACGCCAGCCAUGUCUCUAUUAUACGAAUGUAUAAAUGGUAUCAUUCAAGGAGGUAUCCUUGGAAGCGCAGAUGACAUAUCCGGUAGGGAGGAGAUUGCGUCUCUUUGCGUCGACAAGCUGAGAAGCAUGAUUCUGGUGGACGGCGACCCGAAUUUGAAAUACGUUGCGCUCCUCGCCUUCAACAAGAUCGUCGUAACCCAUCCUUUCUUAGUGUCUCAGCAAGAAGACGUAAUCCUAGAAUGCAUCGAUAGUCCUGAUAUUACUAUCCGAAUCAAGGCCUUGGACCUAGUCCAGGACAUGGUUUCCUCAGAGAAUCUCUUGUCUAUCGUUGGCCGGCUGAUGAAGCAGCUAAGGGCUUGCCAGCCCUCUAAGCAAACCCAGGGCUUUGCCACUCAGCAAUCCAGUACAUGGACUGCCGAUUCAGAUGAGGGCUCAAACAACGAUUCUCCAAGGGUAUCGACGUCGACUAGUGAAGCAUUACCGGAAGAGUAUCAAAUCGACAUUAUUGGCAGAAUUCUAAAGAUGUGCUCCCAGAAUAAUUACAACUCCAUCUUCGACUUCGACUGGUAUAUCGAUGUUUUGACGCAGCUCGUGCGACUGGCCCCGGCUCCUCGGGCAUUUGAACAAGACCCUUACCUGCCCGCAUCUCGCUCCUCGGCUGUGGACGUAACUGAGACGAUCGGGGACGAGUUAAGGAACAUCGCCGUCAAGGUCAAGGCCAUGAGAGGCUCUGCGGUGAGGGCCGCCGACCUCAUAGUGCAGCAGCUUCUCCUAGAUACGCCCAACCAAAAUUCUAUCUCCUCUGCCGCACUCAAGUCGAUAGCCUGGCUUCUCGGCGAGUAUGCCACAUCACUAGCAUCCCCUGAUACCACGCUCGCAUCGAUCCUGCAGCUCAUCCCGAGAGCAUCCUCUCCCAUUAUUCUCAUCACCUGCCUCCAAGCUACCGCAAAGAUAUUUGCACUAAUAGCUGGUGACCAGUACCAGCCGUGGACAGCUGAACGCAAGAGCAGUAUCUCUCUGCUCAUGGCUCGAGUCAUUGAUGCGUUCGAGCCGCUGACUCAACACCCAAACCUCGAGGUUCAGGAACGCUCCGUCGAAUUCGUGGAGCUUCUGAAGCUUACCUCUGAGGCGGUGUCUGGGCACCCUCCAUCUACGGAUGAGACACAGCAAGAUCCACCCCUUCUACUAACUCAAGCCAUCCCGUCUCUCUUCGCCGGCUGGGAUUUGAACUCUGUGGCUGUAGGUGCUCAAUCAAAUGUACCAAUACCGGAUGGCUUGGACUUGGACAAUCCUAUCCAUCCAGAUUUGGAACGACUCCUGGCAGAAGCAGACCUGCCAUUCCUCAAGAAUGAGGAAAGCGACGACUUUACCUCGUACUACUACAAGAAGCCUGCGGCAACAUCUAUCUCCUCGGAGAUGUCUAUGCCCGCGAUUAGCAGGCUAGGCGGCGCGCCCGAAGAAUUCACGAGCUCUUACCAGCAGCAAGUGACUGAGGAGAGCUACCUCGAUGCUGAUAUCGUGGCGAGGCGGCGGGCCGAAAGACUCGAUCGCAACCGAGACGAUCCGUUUUACAUCGGCGGCAGCGACGUCAGCAAGUCUUCCACGCCCAUUCACAGAAUCCUUCAAUCCACCAACGGUCCCGAGCUAGACAUCGACUCCAUCCCCAUCAUGCAGCUCGACAUCGACAAGCUCGCCGCCGACACAUUGCCGACCUCCUCUGCCAGACACCAUGCAAAGCCACUAGCAACCCCCAGCGCCCGCCGGCAAAUCGUAGUCGCGCAGGACGAGACGCUCGGCGGAAGCGGGCGAUCAACGCCGCGCACCCAUGAUUCGGACGAGUCGCGGCAUGGUCGGGGAGCGGGAGGACGGUCGAAGAACUCGUCGUCUAUCCUCAAGGUCAGCUCCUCAGGCAUCGAGUCGCUCAGCCUAGAGGCCGGGGCGCCGACGGAGGAUGCGCGCGCGAGGGACGACGAGGAGAUGGCUAAGGCGAUGAAGGAGGUGGAGAGGUUGCGGCUGGAGAUGCAGAGGGCGAAUGAGAGGAUUCAGGUCGCGCAGGGUGUGGACGUCGAGGGUACGGUUGUGAAGAAGAAGGUGAAGAAGGGGACGAAGAAGGGAGUUGCUGGGACCAAGAAAAAGAAGAAAGCUGCUCCCGCUGCAGUUGGAGAGGCGGGUCCUGCGAGCGGGAACGGGAUUGAGGAUGCUGCUAUUGGAGGAGGUGAUGCUGUGGUGGUGGUGAAGAAGAAGAAAAAGAAGGUCAAGCCGCCUGUUGAGAUAGAAGAGUGA
This is a messenger RNA of Scedosporium apiospermum, 3054 nucleotides long. Its product is annotated as Ap-3 complex subunit delta. NCBI's taxonomy places the organism in Eukaryota, Fungi, Ascomycota, Sordariomycetes, Microascales, Microascaceae. The coding region runs from base 1 to 3054 and encodes 1017 amino acids. Gene Ontology annotation, biological process: Golgi to vacuole transport; protein targeting to vacuole. Gene Ontology annotation, cellular component: AP-3 adaptor complex; endosome membrane; membrane coat. The record is from RefSeq and is a predicted model, not a curated record. The transcript is spliced from 6 exons.